AUGGCGAGCCCCGAGGUCAACAAGUCCAGAGUCGACGAGGCAGAUCACCUAUCCGAUCGAUCUCCCUCGACGGACGAAAAGCUCUACGAGGCCGGUGUUCCGGUCCCGGUCGUCCACAUCCCAGAUCCCGACGAGGGUUUGAGUGACGAAGAAAGGAAGAAGAUUGACCGGGCAUUACUAUGGAAGUUGGAUCUGAAACUCCUCCCGUGGCUCACCCUUCUGUACCUCAUUUCCUUCCUCGACCGAACCAACAUCGGCAAUGCGAAAAUCGACGGUCUGCAAGAGGACCUGAACAUGUCCGCCAACCAAUACAACCUCACCCUGACCAUCUUCUUCAUAUCGUACUCGAUUUUUGAACCGUUGACUCAGGUGCUGUUGAAGCGUUUCAAGCCUUCGGUCUUCCUCCCCGUCAUCAUGUUCCUCUGGGGCAUUUGCAUGACUACCAUGGGUCUGGUACACAAUUUCUCCGGCCUCAUGGCGGCACGUUGGUUCCUCGGUCUGACGGAGGCCGGUCUAUUCCCUGGUGUCAAUUACUACUUGAGUUGCUGGUACAGGCGAUCCGAGUUCGGUAUUCGCGCCGCGAUAUUCUUCAGCGCCGCGGCUCUCGCCGGUUCGUUCGGUGGCCUGCUCGCUGCGGCCAUUGUCAACAUGGACGGCGUAGGCGGCAAGCCAGGUUGGGCGUGGAUUUUCAUCCUCGAAGGCCUUUUUACUGUCGUCAUUGCAGUCAUCAGCUUCUGGAUGGUCCACGAUUUCCCCGACGAGGCCAAAUUUCUUUCCGAAGACGACCGUCGUCGAGUGAUCCGCCGAUUGAAGCUCGACCAGCAGUCCAGUGCCGAGCACGAGGAAUUCAAACUCGACUACUUGUGGGCCACCUUGAAGGACUGGAAGACGUACACGGGGAUGAUAGUGUACAUGGGUGCCGACGGCGCGCUGUACAGCUUUUCGCUCUUCUUGCCCACCAUCAUUUCGCAAAUGGGUUACAAGAACGUCCACGCCCAACUUCUGAGUGUUCCGCCAUACGCUGUCGCGGCCGUCGUGACCAUCUUUAUCGGCUUCUUGGCCGACAGGACCGGAAAGAGAGGCUACUGCAACAUCGGGGUGGCAGUUUUCGGCAUCAUUGGGUUUUCUAUGCUGUUGGGAUCGGGCACGCCACACGUUCAAUACGCAGGCACUUUUCUGGGCGCCAUGGGGAUCUAUCCGUGCAUAGCCAACACCAUCACGUGGACCGCCAACAACGUCGAAGGCGUGUACAAACGUGGUAUCACUUUAGGUUUUGUGAUCGGAUGGGGAAACCUGAACGGUAUCGUCUCCUCCAACAUCUACCGAGCCAAAGACAAGCCGCGGUUCAAGCCCGGCCACGGAGUCGUUCUCGGGUACGAGACGGUGUUCCUCUUCGGAGGCAGCAUUCUUCAGCACGUCUUGCUCCGCAGGGAGAACGCCAAACGUCGCGCCGGAAAGCGUGAUCACUGGAUCCAAGGCAAGACCGAGGCCGAGAUUGAGAAACUGGGAGACAAGAGGCCGGACUUUAUGUAUACUUUGUGA
Messenger RNA from Exophiala spinifera, 1542 nucleotides. RefSeq lists its product as uncharacterized. NCBI's taxonomy places the organism in Eukaryota, Fungi, Ascomycota, Eurotiomycetes, Chaetothyriales, Herpotrichiellaceae. The record is from RefSeq and is a predicted model, not a curated record. The transcript is spliced from 6 exons. The coding region runs from base 1 to 1542 and encodes 513 amino acids. Gene Ontology annotation, molecular function: transmembrane transporter activity. Gene Ontology annotation, biological process: transmembrane transport. Gene Ontology annotation, cellular component: membrane.